This is a messenger RNA of Anarrhichthys ocellatus (wolf-eel), 2779 nucleotides long. RefSeq names its product sodium-dependent neutral amino acid transporter B(0)AT1-like. The transcript has 12 exons. The coding region runs from base 153 to 2042 and encodes 629 amino acids. Gene Ontology annotation, molecular function: neutral L-amino acid transmembrane transporter activity. Gene Ontology annotation, cellular component: apical plasma membrane; brush border membrane; plasma membrane. The record is from RefSeq and is a predicted model, not a curated record. Gene Ontology annotation, biological process: neutral amino acid transport; sodium ion transmembrane transport; nitrogen compound transport. Lineage: Eukaryota; Metazoa; Chordata; Actinopteri; Perciformes; Anarhichadidae.
GUAGGGGUAAAUCACUCGGGGAGAGACAGUUCAUGGAGAAUCAGUAAUAGUUUCCACAGAGGAAGUAGCAAAGCCAACAACUGAUUACGAAAGGGAGACUCAACAGCAACGUUUUACACUUUCUGAGUUUAGUGAACACACAGGGAGCCAUCAUGAAGCUGAAGCUGCCAAACCCAGGACUGGAUGACCGAAUCCCCUCUUACGGGGACCUGGAGAAGAUGGAGAAGGAGGAGGCAGGGGACAGGCCAAAAUGGGACAACAAAGCCCAGUAUAUGCUCACCUGUGUGGGCUUUUGCGUGGGACUCGGCAAUGUCUGGAGGUUCCCUUACCUGUGUCAAAGCCAUGGAGGAGGCGCGUUUAUGAUCCCAUUCCUCAUCCUGCUCGUCCUGGAGGGAAUCCCACUGCUGCACCUGGAGUUUGCCAUCGGUCAGCGCCUGAGAAAGGGCAGCGUGGGAGUAUGGAGCUCUAUCAGCCCAUAUUUGACUGGAAUUGGUAUUGCAUCCCUGCUUGUCUCAUUUUUGGUGGGUUUGUACUACAACACCAUCAUGGCCUGGAUCAUGUGGUAUCUCUUCAACUCCUUUCAAGAUCCUCUGCCUUGGAGUCAAUGUCCUCUCAAUGCUAACAGGACAGGUCUGGUUGAGGAGUGUGCUCGGAGCAGCACUGUCGACUACUUCUGGUACAGAGAGACUCUAAACACUUCAACAGCUAUUGAUGAGUCUGGCGGUCCACAGUGGUGGAUAGCGCUAUCCCUGCUGGCUGCCUGGACUUUGCUGUAUGUCUGCUGCAUCCGAGGCAUUGAGACCACUGGAAAGGCUGUGUACGUCACCUCCACUCUGCCAUACGUGGUCCUCACCAUCUUCCUCAUCAGAGGACUGACUCUGAAAGGAUCCGUAGAGGGAAUCAAGUUCCUGUUCACACCAGAUGUAAAUGAGUUAAUGAAUCCAGCAACCUGGUUGGAUGCAGGCGCUCAAGUUUUCUACUCCUUCUCUGUGGCCUUUGGAGGUCUCAUCUCUUUCUCCAGUUACAACUCUGUUCACAACAACUGCGAGCAGGAUGCUGUUAUCAUCUCCAUAAUCAAUGGCUUCACCUCAGUGUUCUCCGCGACAGUUAUCUAUACCAUCAUCGGCUUCAGGGCCACGCAAAACUUUGACGACUGCACAGCUGACAACAUCUGGAAGCUGAUGAAUGCCUUUAACUACCCUGAAAACAACAUCACAGAAAACAACUACAUUGAGGUUCUGUCGCACCACAACCAGACAAAUCCAGAUAUCAUUCAAGGAUUGCAAUUACAGACCUGUGACCUUCAGGUGUUCCUCAGUCAGGGUGUGGAGGGAACAGGUCUAGCCUUCAUCGUGUUCACAGAGGCCAUCAUCAAUAUGCCGAUUUCUCCUUUGUGGGCGGUUCUCUUCUUCGUCAUGCUCUUCUGUCUCGGCCUCUCAACUAUGUUCGGGAACAUAGAGGGAGUGGUGGUUCCUUUGCAGGACCUCCAAUUGCUGCCCCAAAGUUGGCCCAAAGAAGUUCUCUGUGGUCUGACUUGCAUAAUCUCCCUCGCUCUUGGGCUCAUCUUUUCCCUUCGCUCUGGAAACUACUGGCUAGCUCUUUUUGACAACUUUGCUGGCUCUAUCCCUCUUCUGGUCAUUGGCUUUUGUGAAAUGUUCGCUGUUAUGUACAUCUAUGGUGUGGAUAGGUUUAACGAGGACAUCGAGUUUAUGAUCGGCCACAAGCCCAAUAUUUUCUGGCAGGUGACGUGGAGGUUUAUCAGUCCACUGAUUAUGGUCGUCAUCUUGGUUUUCUACUUUGUAACCCAAGUCACCAAGAGUCUCACCUAUUUGGUGUGGGACCAGGAGGCGGAGAACUUUCCCACCCUUGAACCACGUCUGUUUCCGUCCUGGAUCUACAUCAUCAUCUUCAUUCUGGCUGGAAUUCCCUGUUUAGCCAUCCCAGUGGUCGCCCUUUACAAUUUCAUCCAGAGGAAAUGCUACAAUCAGAAGGACUACAGUGACGACACAUUGGACACUAUCUCUGCCAAAAUGAAGUUCUAGAUAGCUUUUUACUUUAUUUAAAAACAAAAUAUUUUCAGCAAAAUUGAUAUUGUCUUUUUUAUUAUGGUGUUUUGUAUGCCUUAUACAAUAACAGAAGAGCACACUACUGACUUUUAUCUGAGAGAAGUAGAGGUAAAUUGGAAAAUAUCUUCUGUAAAAUGAUGUCAUUCUGAAGAAUAGAUUAAUUGGUGCUUGUUUUUCAUACAAUUGUGAUAUUAGUUUCUUGCUGUGUCGCAGUUUACAUGUAAGUAUAUGUUGCACAUUAAAUGAUGAUGGGAAAUGAUCCAUCGCAGUCUUAUGCUUGUGCACUAAAUAUAAAACUAGAGCUAGCAGCCAAUUAGCUUAGCUUACCAUAAAGGAUGAAAACAAAGGAAAAAUGUCGAAAAAUAAAAGUAACAACAACAAAAAAACGCCUACUAGCACCUCUAAAGCUCAAUAAUUACCAUGUCAUCUCUCCUUUCUCUCAUCCGUACAAAAAUAGAAGUCUCUUAUUACCAAGCAAAAAUUACUGUUUGCUGUAGCUAUUUAUAUUGUUCACAUAUAUGAGAGUGCACUUUUGUGUGUUGCGUAUAUUGUGGAGGGCUAUUGUAAAGUUUAUUUUUAUGUGUAAGUAUAUUACUGCACUCAAACUGCCAUAAACUGUAUAAUCUGUGAAUAACCAUCUCACCAGUUCAGACCUAAGAACAAAAUGAAGUGGUUACUAUCUGAAGAAAUGUAUGCAAUUAAAAUAAAUCAUG